AAGCUCAAAAAACAAAAUAUUAUUUAAUUAAAAAAACUAAAAAACAUGAAGAAAAGAUUAAAAUACCUUUUGAAACUGAAUGUAAUAAUACUGAUCCUGAAAUGUUAGAAAUAUUUUAUUUAAGUCAAGGUGAUUAUAAUAUUAAAUAUAAUGAAGAAAAAAAUUUUCAUUUAAAAUUUAUUGAAGGGAAUAAAUAUUCUGUUUGGAAAGAUAGUGAUAUUGUAGAAAUUUAUCAU
Molecule: messenger RNA, 236 nt
Organism: Cetraspora pellucida
Lineage: Eukaryota; Fungi; Glomeromycota; Glomeromycetes; Diversisporales; Gigasporaceae
Source: the annotation of a GenBank genome assembly